This is a messenger RNA of Drosophila bipectinata, 2666 nucleotides long. RefSeq names its product Centriolar coiled coil protein 110kDa (gene Cp110). Gene Ontology annotation, cellular component: centriole. The record is from RefSeq and is a predicted model, not a curated record. Gene Ontology annotation, biological process: centriole replication; negative regulation of centriole elongation; centrosome duplication. NCBI's taxonomy places the organism in Eukaryota, Metazoa, Arthropoda, Insecta, Diptera, Drosophilidae. Gene Ontology annotation, molecular function: protein binding.
UAGCAACUGGCAAACAUAACAAACAUUUAUUAAAAAAUUUAAUAACACUACAGUGCCUAAGCGCCUGUUUCACUCGAAAUGCUAUUACCAUUCUAGACAGUCGCCUUAGAUCAUUAGAUCACCCCAAAAUUCAAAUCAUUUUUCACCAACAAAAUUCACAGUACAAAUUACCGAUGGAGAGCGCGUGCAAAGUCAUGGAGCAGCUGCUGGCGGCUGUCGAACAAAGCCAGUGCCAGUCAUAUUGUCACAGCAGCACAACCGCGUCCACACCCACGGCCAUUACAACCAUUUCGUUGGAGUGCUCCUCCGGUCCCGCUUCUCGUUUCCGGUUGGAUGGUCAGCCCAUACUGCCGCCGUUGAUGACGAGCUCCAAGCGCAGGGAGGUAGAGUUGGAUCGCCAGAUGGCCAUCCAACUAGAGGAGCAGUAUCGACUGGCCAGAUGCUCGGCGGGCGCCGAAGAACGCAGAACUUCUGGCGUGAUGGCAAGCAGAAGAAGUGUGCCGCAGCUUCAACAAACAGAGACGUUCAUUUAUGACAGUACACAACGUCCACAGCGACCCAAAGUUCUUGGGUUGGAACAGAAGCAGCUACCAACCAUCCAUGUGGAUCCUCCCACGCCUCACGUAGAUCCUCCCACGCCGCCGUCUCCUAAGGAGCCUCCACUAUCACCGCUUCGGAUCAAACCCAAUCGAAUAACCAAUCGCAUUUUGCAAUUCGAGCUGUCUGGGCUGGGCCAACUUUUACCUAGUCCAGCCUCCACAGCGCCGCCCAGUCCUCCUAAAAAGUGCAUUCUGCGUUCCAGCACUAGUCCUUCCUUGGCGCAACAGCAAGUACCUGCCCCAGUCGAUGAGCUGCGAGUAGAUAUAGUUCCCACGGAACCUGUUGGACUUCAGCGCUCCAGAAGUUUUACUCUGGAGGAGCCCAGUCAGGUUCUGGUCGAACAUAUGCAGAGAGCCCAUGCCCAAGCUGAACCCCAAGUUCAUUCCCCACGUCCCUCGCAGCUGGCCAGCUACCAGCAGGAAACCGUCGAGUCCAUGGCCAAGAAGGUAAACAAGAGCCCAAGGAGUAGCUGUACCAAUACCAGUCCCAGUUGCACCAGACGCAGAGAACGGGAACGCGUUGAUCACCCUGAAAGAGAUCGAGAGAUCGAACACAUGAUAGAACGGGCUUUGGUUGAGCAAGGCCCAGUGGAUUCUUCUCGUAAGGCAGGGAUUCGCAAGUACCUGCGGGGCCAUCGAGAGCGUCUCAAUCAGUUGGUACAAUACCAGGAGGAGGAGCGCCGACGCAUGCAGGCCGAGUUUGACCGCCAGCAACGCUUUCUUAUUGACGCUUUGUGCUCCGAAAUUGAUGAAUCUGCUUCGGUGGGCCCACCGGAGAGCCAGGUCUCGGCGUACACUAGCACAGGAGAUUUAGAAAGGCAGAUGGCGAGCAGUUCGCUUAGUGGCGACAUUAGCAACCGGAAUUCAACCACGCCUGGCUGGUCAUCUCCCAGCAAUACAAUCAUUUUGUCGUCGUGUCUCGAGAACUCACCCCGAAAUUUCGAUGAUUUGGAUGAGUUCCUCAAUAUGGAGGAUAAUUGUAGGUCGACGGCGCCAACUUCAUCGCGAAAGCGGCUUUUCAGUCCUAAGCUGUCAUUGACGUAUGACUCUGAACCGCAGCCGCUGGAGGAGAUCAGUGCACCGAGCACUCCGCGAUCCUUGCCGUUACGGAACAGUAGCCUAAGCAAUACCAGGCGCAGACCGGGACCAGGAUCCGUAACCAUCCCACAGGCUCCACUUCAAACAAGGAUGCGGUCCCGGACUGUGGGCAAUCCCAGAAAAAGCAAUGGCGGAAGCUCGGGCCUUGUCAAAUCUCCUGUCAGAGUUGUAGGAGGAGGAGGAGGAACUGGCAAAAAGAACUUAUCGGGCAGUGGCAAUUCCACACAAACGAAGAGGAACGGGAACGUCCGACACAUGAAUCAGUCUGCUCAGAGUUCGGGUAUAGUUCAGGGUGUGUGGAGUCCCACCAAGACGAAGAAGAUACCAUCACCCAUGCGAAAGAACAAUAAUCAGGAGGCGACUUUGGGAAACAAUUUUGAGCAGGAGAAGCGUGAGUGGGCAGCUACGAGAAUCAAUGCCGCCGCGAGGGGCUUCCUGGUGCGCCGGCUCUUUGGUACUGAGCAAGUGCAGCGGAUUGUCCAGACCAUUCGAGAUACUUUGAUAUUUGUGCUCAACCUGCAUCUAGAGACCUGUGGCAAUGGUCAGGAUGCGAAGGAAACGGCAAAUCUUCGUCUGAAAGCACGGCUACUGCAACAGUUGUGCUCGGCCAGCCGCACCCUGCACCUCAUAUUCUUUCAAACAAGUAUCAAGGAGCGCAUGGACAUCAUCUCAAGGGACCGGAAACGUAUCAAAACCAAGCUCCUGGCGAUGCACGUGAAGCAUCGCUAACCUGCCUCCAUUUUUAGUUCACUUUCCCUACUAAAUCUGAUAAUAAUUUUAACCAAAAUUUAAAACUUGUGUUUUUCAUUGAUAACUUUCCCAAGAGUUGCGAGUUUUAAGUUCAAAAUCAUAUUUUUUUUAAACCCUUUUCCUGUGCACUUUGAAAUCAAGUUGUUCUAGUACUAAAAUAAUAUUAGAUAAGUAUUAAAUACUACAAUAUAAAUAAUGUUGAACUUCAAUUGUUUUCAA